This is a messenger RNA of Rhineura floridana, 1414 nucleotides long. RefSeq names its product ATPase H+ transporting V1 subunit F (gene ATP6V1F). Gene Ontology annotation, biological process: proton transmembrane transport. The record is from RefSeq and is a predicted model, not a curated record. Lineage: Eukaryota; Metazoa; Chordata; Lepidosauria; Squamata; Rhineuridae. Gene Ontology annotation, cellular component: proton-transporting V-type ATPase, V1 domain; membrane. The transcript has 2 exons. The coding region runs from base 88 to 447 and encodes 119 amino acids. Gene Ontology annotation, molecular function: proton-transporting ATPase activity, rotational mechanism.
AUUAUAAAGCUUCCCUACGGCGGCCGUGAGGGGUCAGUAUUAGCGGAGGUGCGUUUCUUUUCUCCCCCCUGCUCUCUCGGCGUCACAAUGGCCGGCCGGGGGAAGCUCAUCGCCGUGUUGGGCGACGAGGACACGGUGACCGGGUUCCUGCUGGGCGGGGUCGGGGAGCUGGACAAGCACCGGCGCCCGAACUUCUUGGUCGUGGAGAAGGAGACCGCCCUGAACGAGAUCGAGGACGCUUUCCGGGGCUUCUUGUGCCGCGAGGACAUCGGCAUCGUCCUCAUCAACCAGUUCAUUGCGGAGAUGAUCCGGCACGCGAUCGACGCGCACACCAAGUCCAUCCCGGCUGUGCUGGAGAUCCCCUCCAAGGAGCACCCCUAUGAUGCCUCCAAGGACUCUAUCUUGCGCCGCGCCAAGGGCAUGUUCACUGCAGAGGACUUGCGAUAGAUGGAGGAGGAGGAAGAGGCGAGGCUGCACCUUUCUUGCUCAGCUGCUAUUCCAUAAAGAGCUUUCAUUCUUCUCUCCUGUUUCCUUGGUGUAUUUGCUGUUAAUCGUAUCCCGCCCCUCUUGCUCUCUAGGGAGCAAGACCACCCUGCGGUCCUGCCAGUCCUAGAAAUCUUUGGCCCUUGGGCGCCUUCAUUCCUGCCGUUUGGAAUUACUAGCCACUCUGUGUCGGUUGCAUUUUGACAAGGGCAGUGGGGGUGGGGUGGGGCAGCUAGAUGCUAACUUCAUACUUCCUCAGCUCCAGUAGGAACUAACUGCCGCCCCUGAGACAUAACUGAAUCAGCGUUGAGCCCUUGCUAUGCCUUCUUAUCCAUCAUGCAAUGGAGGGUCUAAGGGUAGAUUUCUCAGCAAAGUGACUUUUGAUCUUUUAAAGGCCCGUCAUAUCUGUGUUCCUUAGGAUUGAUGCAGCAAUACUCUUAUGACCCAAAUCAAUAUGUACUUACAGUGCACGCACGCACGCACACCCUAUCUGUGAAGUAAAGACUGUUGAUCUUAAAUUAAACCAACAGACAGAACCGGGAAUUCUGUUCUUGAGAUGAGGUGGGUUUGGGUCUUUGGGGGUUUGAUGCAAGCCAGAGAAAAUGUUUGGAAUGGCGUGGCGCUGGAAAUCACAUCUCUCAUUUGGUGUCCUGACAGCUUGCAAUCCAACCCCUCCAGCAGAGUGUACCCCUCUGUUGCCCCUUAUUUGCUUGAAUGUUCUCUGGUGGGCUCGACUCUGUUUCUUGCAAAAGUCCUGCUGGGGGUAAUUCAUGAAAAGUGACACCCAACAAUAUUCUGUGAUCAUCCUUGCUGUGUGUUUGUUCAGAUAUCAGAUAUGUGAUCUUUAAUAAUGGCUAAUCAUAGUUAUAUUAUCUGAUUGCUUCUGAAUGAACCUGUUUAUUGAGUGGACUCAAUAAAAACUGUCGUGGCA